Messenger RNA from Malus domestica (apple), 513 nucleotides. RefSeq lists its product as uncharacterized. Gene Ontology annotation, biological process: box C/D snoRNP assembly; regulation of transcription by RNA polymerase II; chromatin remodeling. The record is from RefSeq and is a predicted model, not a curated record. Lineage: Eukaryota; Viridiplantae; Streptophyta; Magnoliopsida; Rosales; Rosaceae. Gene Ontology annotation, cellular component: NuA4 histone acetyltransferase complex; Ino80 complex; R2TP complex. Gene Ontology annotation, molecular function: DNA helicase activity; ATP binding.
AUGGCGAAGCUCAAGCUCUCAGAGAGUCAAGACCUGACCCAAAUAAAGCGCAUAGGUGCACACUCCCACAUCCACGGCCUCGGCCUCGAUUCUGCCCUAGAAGCCCACGAUAUCUCACAAGGCAUGGUAGGCCAGACUUUCGCUCAAAAGGCCACCCGCGUCAUUCUCCAGUUGAUCAAUGAAGGAAAAAUCACGGGUCGGGCUGUUCUUCUAGCGAGUCAGCUCGAAACCGGCAAGACUGCCAUUGCCAUAGGCAAGGCGAAGUCGCUCGGCCUCGAAACCCCGUUCGUGAUGUUGGUCAGAAGCGAGCUCUUUUCUCUGAAGAUGUCAAAGAUCGAAGCCCUAAUGCAAGCUUUUAGGAAAGCCAUUGGGGUUAGAAUCAAGGAAAAGACUGAGAUCAUCGAGGGCGAGGUUGUGGAGGUUCAAAUUGACUGGCCUGCGGUGGCCGGAGUAGCUUCAAAGACAGGGAAAUUGACGCUAAAGACGACAGAGAUGGAGACCAUGUACAAUUAA